AACGCAACAGUGUACGCUCCACGCUGAGAGACCAAUGAACGAGUAACUUACCGGCGGCGAGAAAUCCAAAGCUCCCCCCUCGCAGCACUCUUAUGGUUUAGGGUUUAUGUGGUCUAUCUACCUGUCUCCGCAUUUUCUUUGCAUUUCGAAGUCGUUUUUGCUUUGAUUUUCAUCCGAUUGCCUCCCCAAUUUUUCGGUUUAUGAGUUUUGAUCUGAAACCUAAUGGAGACGGAACUCUUGGAGACGUUCGAGGCCGCGAAGAAAGCCGCGGAGGCGGCGGAGGAUGGCCGGGGGUCGUCGGAGGUGGAUCGGUGCGUCGAUGCGCUCCGGCGGUUGAAGAAGAUGCCGGUCACGACGAAGGAUCUGGUGGCUACCCAGGUUGGCAAACGACUUCGCUUUCUAACAAAGCAUUCCCAGGAUAAGAUUCGGACAGUGGCAACUGAUCUGCUGCAGUUUUGGAAGAAUGUGGUUAUUCAGGAAACAUCUAAAGAUAAUAAAAAACUUGACACCCCACUGGAAAGAAUUCUUUUGAAGGCUGAAAGGAAGACUGAGCAAGCAGUGAAAAUCAAGUCUCAGAAAAUAUCAAAAGCUGGAUCCUUAGAGGGCAACAUUGUGUCAAAACCUAAAAGUGUUGAGGUUGAGAAGUUAAACUUUGACCAGGAAAUACAGCAUGGAAAAGUGUCCAGAACUGAAUCUGUAAGAAUAGAGAAGACGGCCAAUUCCAGCAAAUUUGAGAAAAUAAAUGGAGGAGAAAAACAGAAUCUUGAAGGGGUUUCCAAGGACGAAAAUCAGGAAAUUUUUUCUAGAAAACCACCAUCAACUGUCACUGCCUCAUUGAAGCUGGCAUCAAUCGUGAAAUGUAACAAUCCUGUGCGAGAUAGACUUCGGGAACUUCUUGCAGAAGCCUUUUCAAGAGUUUCUAAGGAAACAGCUGAGAGCGAAACAGAAGAAGUGAGAAACAUCCAGGAUGAAGUUGAUGCAUGUGACCCAAUUCAUAUAGCUGUUGCCUUGGAAUCUGUUUUGUUCGAGAAAUUAGGCACCUCAAUUGGUGCUCAUAAACAUAAAUACAGAUCCAUAAUGUUCAAUUUGAAGGACAACAAUAACAAAGACUUCCGGAGAAGAGUUCUCCUUGGGCAUGUGAAGCCUGAAGAAAUAGUUAAUAUGAUGGCUGAAGAUAUGGCCAGUGAUGAGAGGAAACGUGCAAAUAAGCAGAUAAAAGAGAAGGCCUUAUUUGAAUGUGAAAGAGGAGCAGCUCCUAAGGCAACAACUGACCAGUUCAAAUGUGGACGAUGUGGCCAAAGGAAGACCACAUACUAUCAGAUGCAAACUCGUUCAGCUGAUGAGCCAAUGACAACCUUUGUAACAUGUGUCAACUGCAAUAACCACUGGAAGUUCUGUUGAUUGCUGUCCUAAACUCCUUUCUUUAUCGGUAUGAUUGGGUGACUUGAGCUCAUGAUGGUUAUUUAUGUUGUCUGAUUAUCUUGUUGUCCCAAACUCGGGGGAUUUAAGAGCUGCUGAACAAUUGAUACUUUCUUUUUAUGCUAGGCUGGUUGCAUGUAUUUUAUAUAUUUGAUGUAAGAUGCUAUGUUGUAAUCUCAUGCACGUAGUAUGAUUUUUUUCAGCAGAUAAA
This is a messenger RNA of Musa acuminata subsp. malaccensis (wild Malaysian banana), 1630 nucleotides long. RefSeq names its product transcription elongation factor TFIIS. Gene Ontology annotation, molecular function: zinc ion binding; nucleic acid binding. Gene Ontology annotation, biological process: transcription elongation by RNA polymerase II; DNA-templated transcription. The record is from RefSeq and is a predicted model, not a curated record. NCBI's taxonomy places the organism in Eukaryota, Viridiplantae, Streptophyta, Magnoliopsida, Zingiberales, Musaceae. Gene Ontology annotation, cellular component: nucleus.